Messenger RNA from Vigna unguiculata (cowpea), 1062 nucleotides. RefSeq lists its product as uncharacterized. The record is from RefSeq and is a predicted model, not a curated record. NCBI's taxonomy places the organism in Eukaryota, Viridiplantae, Streptophyta, Magnoliopsida, Fabales, Fabaceae.
UCCACAACCACCCACAAACACACACACUCACACCCUCCAAGUCCAACUUUCAACACAACCACCACCACCACCUCCCACAUGUGAGUCUUCCAUUGCACACACUUCACCCAUUGUUAUCAUCAUCACCAUAAUCAAAGAAUCAAGCUUUUCACUUCAUAACAUUCCAAUGGGGAAUGCCUUGGGAGGAAAGAAAACGACGAAGGUGAUGAAGAUCGACGGCGAAACCUUCAAGUUGAAGACUCCGGUGAGAGUCUGCGACGUGCUCAAGGACCACCCGGGGCUGGUGCUGUUGGAAUCCGAGGCGGUCAAGCACUACGGCGUCAGGGCCAGGCCGCUGGAGGCCAACCGGGAGUUGGCGCCCAAGAGGCUGUACUUUCUCGUUGAGCUGCCGCGAGAGGCGAUGGUGGCGCCGCGGAGGGUGCGGUCGGGGAUCAACAUGAGCGCCAAGGACAGGCUGGAGAGCCUGGUGCUGGCGCGGAGGUCUGCGUCGGACCUCACCAUCAUGAAAGGGCAGGGGAUGGAAGGGGCGGAGAACGGCGGAGUGAGGCUGAGGAUGCGGGUGGCGAAGGCGGAGGUGGAGAGGGCGAUGCGAGGGUGCGAAACGGAGGCGGAGGCGGCGGAGAAGAUCGUUGGACUCUGCAUGGCCAAAAGCGGCGAAGGUUCAAAACCACGUCAGAAAAGGGUGAGUUUUAUGCCAAUCAGUGAAGGAGGGAGUCCUAUAGCAGUGGCUUCAUGAACAGAUAUUUUACAUAAAUUAGCCUUGAAAUAUGAGAGAGUAUCUCACAAAAGGAAUGAGCUUCAUGGUGCUUUAUUAGUUAAAUAUGAUUAAGAGUAAUGUUGUUUACAUUUUCUUGAUAUAUGUUUUUGUGCAUGAGUCACAAACUAUUGCAAUAAUUAUAUGGGUGUUUUCUUAUAUUAGUUUCACUGAACAGUACCUUAAAAUGCAGUUCAGUACCUUUGUAGUUGUGAAUAACAGUGUAUGAGGUUUCAAUAACAUUAAUCCUUAAAUUAUUGUGUGUAAAUGUAUGUAGGGAAAAGUAUAUAUAACCUUGUUGAACUGUA